GUCCGGGGGAGAGAGAGAGAGAGAGAGAGAGAGAGAGAGAGAGAGAAAACAACGUGGAGGAUGAAGAAGAGACUCUGAGAGGUGAUGGUGGAGAAAACGAAAAGAAGAAGAAAAAAGACUCAACAAAGCCAGGAUCGGGUCCGACAGCUUUACACCGUCUUUCACCACCCCCCCGCAACAAAACGUCAGAGAAAGGCGCAGCGAGGUCCCGUCAACUCUCUCUCUGUGGAGCGGAGGCAGCGCAGCCAGCAGUCCCGCGUUGCGGAGCGGGAGAAAGGACUCGCGCAACAUCUGGAAUCCACCCGAAGAAGUUUGUCUCCGAGGUUCCGCACGAGAGGUGUGUCUGAUGUGACGCCAGCGGGCUGGCUCAGGGGACAGAACUUCAGUACAAUGUAGACACCAAAAGCCAGACAGAGCAAGAGUCAGAACGCCGAGCCGACGGACGGAGGGAGAGUUCUGGGAGGAGGAACAGCAGCUGUGCCGAGGUGACGGCGGCAGAAGAUAACAGGGGAGAAAAAAAAGGGGAGAGAAAAGAGGGAAGCAGCGGACUGUGAAUCAUUGACGGGAUCCCUUUGUGUACCGCAGUGUCACCUUGUCCCUCCCGUGAGGCGCACACUCGCUCCCACGUCUCAGGCCGGAGGGAGAACGCGAAAAGCCUCCGCUCUCGGUGCUUCGAGGGGCGCCCCCACUGAGCGCUUCACCUCUCGCCCAAUCUGAACAGGGGGACACUCCGGCCACCGUCAGCAUGUGCCAUGUCAUUGUCACCUGCCGCUCCAUGCUGUGGACCCUGCUGAGUAUCGUGGCCGCGUUCGGCGAGCUCAUCGCCUUCAUGAGCACUGACUGGCUGGUGGGAUUCCCCCGCACCCCGGAUGCCGUGUUCGGCCACCACGGCGCCACCGCGGCCGGAGAGGCCUACAGGCCCACUUUGGGCAUCUACGGCCGCUGUAUAAAGCUGCCCCACCUGCACCGCGGAGUCCUGUGUGGGCCGUACGCGAUACACUUUGGGGAGAUUGCCAGCGGGUUCUGGCAGGCGACUUCCAUCUUCCUGGCGGCGGGGAUCCUGCUGCUGUGCGCCGUGGCGUUCAUCUCGGUCUUCACCAUGUGCUUCCAGAGCAUCAUGAAGAAGAGCAUCUUCAAUGUGUGCGGACUGCUGCAGGGAAUCGCAGGUCUGUUCCUGAUCCUCGGUCUGAUGUUGUAUCCUGCUGGCUGGGGUUCGGACAAGGUGCAGCUGUACUGCGGUCCCGACGCGGCUCCGUACCGGGCCGGGCUCUGCUCCAUGGGCUGGGCCUUCUACACCGCCAUGGGCGGCACCGUGCUCACCUUCGUCUGCGCCGUCUUCUCCGCGCAGGCCGAGAUCGCCACGUCCAGCGACAAGGUCCAGGAGGAGAUCGAGGAGGGCAAGAGCCUGAUCUGCCUCCUCUGAGGCCUCGGAUACUGCAUUCCUGUGGGAAGAAGAAGAAGAGAGACAGGCCAAUAACCAUCAACACUUGCUCUUCAGCCUAUUUCUCAUGAGGCCGGCUUGUCACGUGGCGGCCCCUGAAUCGUUUACCACUAAAACUGACUCUCGAUUUGUCUUUGUCUUGUGUUCAUCUGGGAGAAAUCUUCAAGUGCCAAGUGUGUUUGUUUUCCUCAGCGUGUGUCUUUGUCUUUCUACCACUAGAGGUGCUGCGUGUGUUAUUGUAUUCAUGUGUAGCCAUGUGGACGCCCAGACGGGCUUUGUCCGUCACCACAUGCCCUGUAAAUAAGUGUGAUUAUAUAUAUAAUUGUACAUAGUUACUGAUCACAGAAUGAUGGUCAGCUUCAUCCAAGCUGAUGAAGUCACUCUUGCCUUAAAGAAAACACACACACACACACACACACACGCACACACACGCACACACACAAACACGCACGCACGCACACACACGCACACACACACACUGGUGUUGUCGUUGCCAGACCGCGACCAGUGAACCUGGAUCUGUUAACUGUUUGCCACGUUUGAGUAUUAACUCAAGGGAACCACUACACAGUCAGAAUAAACUACUCGCAGAAUAAAUGGCCUUUAGCUCGGAGUCCUUUAAAGCUUACCGAAUGUACUGUUAUUGGAAGGAUUUGGCUGUUCGCAGACCGCCGAAAUGUACCGUCGGAGCACAGACUGCACGAGGACGAGCAGACGGCGCUCUGUUUGUCAUGUACUUUGCGAGAAAGAGGGAUGAAAUGAAGUGAGCGUAAAUCCUAGCCUAAGCUGAAAGGUGACCUGUGAAGGGUCUCUGCCUGGUCCUCCCCCUGCAGACAUCCGGCGAUCUGUGCACAAAAGACGUUGGACUGGAAUGCGAGGACGCGCAAAACGAAGUAUUGCUGUUACUGGUGAUGUCUGGUUUCAGGGAAGUCUGCGGAGUCAUAGAUAGCGUCCUAUCUGCUCUCAUUUGUUUUUGCCCAACGAAUAAAGAGAAGAGGGGGUGGAGGGAAAAAUAAACUCAAGUUUGGUUUCA
Scophthalmus maximus (turbot) is the source of this 2474-nucleotide messenger RNA. It is a transcript of the gene lhfpl2a, whose product is annotated as LHFPL tetraspan subfamily member 2a. The coding region runs from base 746 to 1423 and encodes 225 amino acids. The record is from RefSeq and is a predicted model, not a curated record. The transcript is spliced from 4 exons. Gene Ontology annotation, cellular component: membrane. NCBI's taxonomy places the organism in Eukaryota, Metazoa, Chordata, Actinopteri, Pleuronectiformes, Scophthalmidae.